Messenger RNA from Drosophila ficusphila, 1914 nucleotides. RefSeq lists its product as uncharacterized. The coding region runs from base 8 to 1744 and encodes 578 amino acids. The record is from RefSeq and is a predicted model, not a curated record. Lineage: Eukaryota; Metazoa; Arthropoda; Insecta; Diptera; Drosophilidae. The transcript has 3 exons. Gene Ontology annotation, molecular function: nucleosome binding; DNA binding. Gene Ontology annotation, cellular component: nucleus.
GGAAAACAUGGUUAUUCAGCGAAGUUGGAAAAUUCCCACUGAUGUGGGGGGCUCCCUAAACAGCAACACAACACAAGCCAACGAAGUGCAGCUGCGCUCUUCUCCGGGCAUUCAGAUGCAGGCAGCCAACUCCUCCUCGGAUGACUCGGAUUGCUCCAACCAAACCACUCAUUCUAUGGACACACGCGUGGCCAGUCCAGUAGACGGCGUCAGAAAGCAGGCGGAUAAGGAUUCGGCUGCAGAAAGCAACACAAUCACGUUGUCGCUGUUGGGGGAGUCCACAUCUUCAGAGGCAGAGUGCUCGCAGAAAUAUGUAACCACUCCAGAAAUGGCAGAGAACAUGUUGCAACGCAUUCGCCAGCGACUCGGUGGCUCACACAACAUGGAAAGCGGCGGCAGUGCGGAGUCCGCCAUGAGAGCCCUAGAACUCCUAAGGAUCACUGUGCAGCAAGCCUUCGAUGCGGAGGUCAAUGAAAUAAUCAAACGAUACAUGCAAAACUACUUUAAGCCCGCCUUUGCCAACAUCAAGGAGAAUCUCGGCCAGCAUUCGGUAAACGAGGAAACGCUGCAGAAGAUGUCAUCGUGCGCUUUGCUGGAGAAUGCCAAGGCUCAGUACACGAACUUUGUGCGUCAGCAUCGCUUGGUGGCCGGAGCUACAGAACAGCAACGCUUGGCCCUUAAACGCACUGCCAAGCAGGAUAUCAACCCGAUCAAUAAGGUGUUUGCGGGAAACCCUGGCUUCGUGGCCUCCAAACCAAUGCCCUGCACUGCGACCACAGCCAACCAGUUGCCAUCCCAGAACCAACUGCCUGCAGCCCAGAUUUUGCCACUUCAACAGCCGGAGUUGCAGACAGUUCCGCCCCUACAGCAACAGCAGGAGCAAAGUCACGCACAAAACCCACAACAGCAGCAACAGCAGCAGCAGCAGCAGCAGCAGCAGCAGCACCGAUCGACGGUUACCCCUGUGGUGGGAGGCACUCUGCCCACUCCUGUGCGCCGCCAGAUAUUCUGGAACACUGCUCAGAUCUCAACCACCACCAAGUUCGUGCUGGAUGUGCAGGCCAAUCUGGCCUUUGGCUUCGGCACCGACGGCAAGGAGCGGUUGGCCAGCAAGCAUCCGGAACUGAUUCGCUACCUGCCGGAUGGCGGGGACAGGGAGUGGCUGGCCACGCGGGGCAUCAUUCCUGCCGAGAACCGCAGCUCGCGCUUUCUGUUCCUCAUCUACGAUGAAGUCUGCCGGCUGCAGCAGACCCACGAGCUGUACCGCCACAAAUCGAACAUCGAUCUCAGCAUGAUGCUCACCUUUAGCGUCACCGAAGCCAUGAUACACAAGAUGAGGCUGUUCUUCGUGGAUCUGAACAUCAAGAGCCGUGGGCUCAUAACCAACUCCUACAUAAUGCCUGGCCAGCAGCAGUCGGCAAGUGCCAACAACAGUCACCUGAGGAAUGCCCUGCUCCAGGGCGCUUCAACCCAGCAACAGCAGCAGCCACAACAGCAGGUAGCCACGCCGCCGGCUGAGGAGGCGGUGCUCAAGGACCUGCCAGCCGCAUCGCCCACUCCCUGCUUGCAGGGUCAGCUGGUGGGCAGCACGACGACGCCCCUGAAAACGAAGCUGGCGGCCAGUUCCACCCUCAGUUCCUCGCACGCCACACUCACGGCUUUGUUGAACAACGGAGGAGCUGUUGUGGCAACCCCGCCUGCCGGCAAUUCCGCUCCCGGCGCCGUUGGUAAAUUCAGAAAUUAAUAUAACAUAUUAUUUACAUAUAUUUAUUUUUCGAGAAUUGCGUUGAUCUUCUCCUACACGUAAAGUCUUACUCUGAUAAGCUUGUAACAUCCAACCGAACAACAACCUACUGAAAAACACCAAGAACGAAAUCAAUUUCAAAUAAAUACUUGAUUUUUAUUGAAACUCAA